UUUCUGUCAGUUGAAACUUGACAUUUUCGUGGCAAGACACAAAAGAGGAUGUACCUUCAAACAGCUUCUGUGUUUCUGAGUCUUUCUGUCCUUGCUAUAAAUGCAUUCAAAGAUAAAUGUACAGAGAAAUUGGAGGGAGACCACCAUACCAUUACACUGAAUUCAGCUAGACAAAAAGGAGAUGAACUCAUCUGGAAAUGCAACGAUACAGUGAUUUAUCAAAGGAUGAAUGAAACGGUCCGAACUACUUUAAAUGUGGAUGACAAAGGAUCCCUUUCUCUUACAAAUCUAAACAGUUCAAUGUCUUGCACAUACAAAGUUGAACAUCGAGACAUCCAUGGGAAAUUAAUUGUAACAAAAACAGAAACACUCUGUGUGUUGCCCAGGGCUCCGGUUCCAAAGUUGGCCGUGAAAUGUUCUUCAGCAGGUGUGGCGACCCUCCACUGUGAACAUGAGAGCAUCACAAGUUUCACUCUCACCUGGCUCCACAACAACAAGGAGCUACGAGAGAAGAGUAACCCUUUUCAACCCAAGCAGCACGGAGAAAAGGAUCACUACAGAUGUAGACUGAGCAAUAGUCUCGACAAGCAGGACAGUAAAGAAGUCACCAUAUCAUGUGGAGUAUCUGACCAAUGUACAGAGAAAUUGGAGGGAGACUCCCAUACCAUUACACUGAAUUCAGCUAAACAAAAAGGAGAUGAACUCAUCUGGAAAUGCAACGAUACGGUCAUUUAUCAAAGGAUCAAAGAAAAGGUUCAAUCUACUGUGAAUGUGGAUGACAAAGGCUCCCUUUCUCUUACCAAUCUAAACAGUUCAAUGUCUUGCACAUACAAAGCUGAACAUCAUGACAUCCAUGGGAAAUUAACUGCAACAAAAACAGAAAGACUCUGUGUGCUCCAUAAAUGUACAGAGAAAUUGGAGGGAGACUCCCAUACCAUUACACUGAAUUCAGCUAAACAAAAAGGAGAUGAACUCAUCUGGAAAUGCAACGAUACGGUCAUUUAUCAAAGGAUCAAAGAAAAGGUUCAAUCUACUGUGAAUGUGGAUGACAAAGGCUCCCUUUCUCUUACCAAUCUAAACAGUUUAAUGUCUUGCACAUACAAAGCUGAACAUCAUGACAUCAAUGGGAAAUUAACUGCAACAAAAACAGAAAGACUUUGUGUGCUCCCCAGGGCUCCGGUUCCAAAGUUGGCCGUGAAAUGUUCUUCAGCAGGUGUGGCGACCCUCCACUGUGAGCAUGAGAGCAUCACAAGUUUCACUCUCACCUGGCUCCACAACAACAAGGAGCUACGAGAGAAGAGUAACCCUUUUCAACCCAAGCAGCACGGAGAAAAGGAUCACUACAGAUGUAGACUGAGCAAUAGUCUCGACAAGCAGGACAGUAAAGAAGUCACCAUAUCAUGUGGAGUAUCUGUAUCUGGAUGUCAUGUAAAGAAGUUUGAAGGAGAAUCUUAUACCAUGACAUUGAAUUCACCUCAACAAGAUGUAGAUACGCUGGUCUGGAAAUGUGGUGAGAAGGUCAUUUAUAAACGGAGGAGAGGAAAGAUUGAUCCAGCUGCAGAUGUGGACAUGCAAGGCUCCCUUACUCUAACAAAUAUUUCCAAGUCAAUGGCUUGUACAUACAAAGCUAACCAUUCAUAUCAAAAUGGGAACACAUUCUCAACUAAAACAUUCUCUGAGAGACUCUGUGUCUUCUCCAGGACUCCAGACCCAAAGUUGGAGGUGGAAUGUUCCCCAUCAGGUGUGGCAACCCUCCAGUGUGAGCCUAAGAGCUUUCCUGAGGGCAUCACAUUGACAUGGUUCCACAACGACAUUGAGAUGAAAAAUGAGAAAUCUAACCGUCUAACACCUCAGAAACAAGGAGGAAAGGAUCGCUACAAAUGUAGACUUAGUAAUGGUAUCAACACGAAAGACAGUAAUGAAGAAAUCAUAUCAUGUGGAGUCUCUGAGCUUCCAUGUGUAAACAAAUUGGAAGGGGAUUCCUAUACCAUUACACUGAAUUCAAAAGAACAAUAUGAAGAUACGCUGGUCUGGAAAUGUGGUGACAAGGUCAUUUAUAAACGGAGGAGGGGAAAGAUUUAUCCAGCUGCAUGUGUUGAUAUGCGAGGUUCCUUUACUCUGACAAAUAUUUCCAAGUCAAUGGCUUGUACAUACAAAGCUGAACAUCAUGAUAAAAAUGGGAGAGUAAUUAAAACACUCUCUGCAAGACUCUGUGUCUUCUCCAGGACUCCAGACCCAAAGUUGGAGGUGGAAUGUUCAUCAGGUGUGGCAACCCUCCAGUGUGGUCCGAAGAGCUUUCCUGAGGGCAUCACAUUGACAUGGUUCCACGACGACAUUGAGAUGAAAAAUGAGACGUCUAACCCUCUAAAACCUCAGAAACGUGGUGGGCCAAGGGAUCGCUACAAAUGUAGAUUUAGUAAUGGUCGCGACAUGAAAGACAGUAAAGAAGAAACCGUAUCAUGUGAAGUCUCUGGUAAUCCUUCAAAUAAAGACCUGCUGUUUGGCUAUAACAAGUGGGUGAUGAUUGGAAUCAUUGCUGGUGGUGGAUUUCUGCUGCUGGUCCUGAUCGUGUCUCUGAUCGCCAUCUGCUGCAAGAACCAUCGCAGAAGAAAAAGGAGGCUACGAGAUGAGGAGGAGCUGCGGCUGGCCAACCUCCAGUACAUCGGCACCAAUUCACGUCCACGACCAAAGCAGACUGCCCGGGGUCAACCAGUGCCCCCAACUCCUGACGAGGAGGGUUACCUCCAGGGUCCAACGGGGGAGACCAGCCCAGCAGCCCCUCAAGCGGUGAGACAGCCCAGGCCUCGGGCCCCGCCGCCCCCCAUGGAGGAUGACGACGAGGCAGUACCGCCAUUGCCACAGCCCAGGAGGAAGGGGGCCCGACAACCGGAUUACUAAGACUCUUCUUAUUCGUCUCUCAUUUCACCAAAACUCAGGUUGUGUAAUGGCACUUUGCGCAUAUUUGAAUAUUGCUGGAGAACAUGUCUCCCUUAAAACACAUUAUGAUUAAGGCAUUGCUUACUGUUUUUGAUGGUGCAGUGCACAGACUUAUAAUAGGUAGGAUGGCAUCUCGGUGGUGCAUGAUAUUGCCGACAUUGCCAUUGCUGUUACAUAACAACCAAAAUAAUGUGCAUUGAAUCGGUACAUUAUUGAAGAUAAUACUGUCAUUUCCUGACUAUUAACCAAGGUUUAUACAUUGACUUUGCCAAAUUUCUUCAGCUUGAGGUUAAUACACAAGGCCGGGCUACACCUGGGAAGGCAUUUCUUUUCUUCAUUCUUCUUGAUUAAAACCCAAUCUGAUUCUGAUCCAUUGAGCUUUAUGUUACAGCGGUACAUCUGGGAACUUUGAAUUUGUUACACGUCCCGCGCCCUUUUCGGGGAAAGCAAACUGUGACUGCUAGCCGUCUCUCCCAUUAGAAUCAAUGACAUGAUGGUAGCUUGCUUUCCCAAAAAAGGGGCGUAUUGGGCACUGCGGUUAAUACAAUGGUGCAGUUAACACAGGAUUUAACACACGAUUAUUAUUAUUUGCAUUUAAACCCUGUCUUGCACAGAGUUGUAAAAGUCCAGCUUCAGAAAGUAAAAGUCCUAUAUUAAUUCUACCUGUACAGGUGAUUUAGCUAGUUAGAUGAUCUACCUGGCUGAGGAGUUGUACUAGUUUGAAUCAGCUGGUUUAGUGAAUGGUUGGAACAAAUAUGUGAUAGGACUCUGACUUUCUGAAGCCAGACUUUUACACCUCUGGUCCUGCGGUUUAUACACAAUGUGACUCAAAGAUUCUAGAGCGGAGCGCAGUAGAAUCUUUGAUGCGGCUAAUAUACAGGAUAUUACUGUAUUCAAAGUAAGUCAUUAUAGUUUAUCAACCUUGAAAUAAUGGGUUAAAACUCAUUUUGAUCAUACCCAAUCUUUUAAAGCAACACCAUGUAAGUUGAUGUAAAAUGUGUGAAUAGGAAGAGUGUGAAUUUGUUUAUAAAUAUUUGAAAAAUAAAUAUCAUGCAUCAAUUAUAAAAACUCUCAUUUGUUA
This is a messenger RNA of Alosa sapidissima (American shad), 4018 nucleotides long. RefSeq lists its product as uncharacterized. The transcript has 15 exons. The record is from RefSeq and is a predicted model, not a curated record. Lineage: Eukaryota; Metazoa; Chordata; Actinopteri; Clupeiformes; Clupeidae. The coding region runs from base 49 to 2898 and encodes 949 amino acids.